Messenger RNA from Tinamus guttatus (white-throated tinamou), 1968 nucleotides. It is a transcript of the gene CPZ, whose product is annotated as carboxypeptidase Z. The record is from RefSeq and is a predicted model, not a curated record. Lineage: Eukaryota; Metazoa; Chordata; Aves; Tinamiformes; Tinamidae. Gene Ontology annotation, biological process: protein processing; peptide metabolic process. Gene Ontology annotation, molecular function: metallocarboxypeptidase activity; protein binding; zinc ion binding.
CGUCUGCUCUGUGCCUCGGUCCCCAGGAUGCUCCCCAGGAUCCUGCUCCUCCUCAGCGGGCUGCUUAGGGCCACCGAGCCGGCCCCCCGCUGCGAGCCUGGCCAGGAGACCCUAGGACAGUGCCAAACUGUGCAAAAAGCAAAAUGUGUGGACAUCUCCUUAAGUUCUUGCACUGAUGUUGCCUAUACUCAGACGAUGUAUCCUAAUUUACUGGAUCAGAAGUCUCGACAAGUGAUAGAGUAUAGCUCUGAGUAUAUUCUCAUAAGUGUCCUGCACAACCUGCUCCAGGGAGAGUGCAAUCCGGAUCUGAGGCUCCUGGGUUGCUCGGUGCUGGCCCCGCAGUGUGAGAAGGACAAAGUCAUCAAGCCCUGCAGACAUGUCUGUGAGCACCUGAAAAAAAAUUGCCUCCCCGCUUUUGAUGCAAUAGAUAUGGCUUGGCCGUAUUUUUUAGACUGCGAUCGCUUUUUUGCUGGGGAAGAAGAAGGAUGCUUUGACCCACUGGCAAAGCUGCGAGGAGAACCAGAAGUUGAGGAAGAUUUGCCUUCAGACUUGCCAGCAACUUUUAUUCAGUUCAAACACCAUUCAUAUUCCCAAAUGGUGAGCGUUUUGAAGAAGACUGCUUCUAGAUGCUCCCAUAUUGCAACAACUUACAGCAUUGGUCGUAGUUUUGAAGGGAAGGAUCUUUUUGUGAUUGAGUUUUCAACCAAGCCUGGACACCAUGAACUGCUCAAGCCAGAAUUUAAGUACAUUGGCAAUAUGCAUGGAAAUGAAGUUGUUGGGAAAGAGCUGCUGAUAUACCUUGCACAGUAUCUGUGUUCGGAGUAUCUUCUUGGGAAUCCUCGCAUCCAGAACUUGAUUAAUAACACCAGGAUUCAUCUCUUACCGUCACUCAACCCGGAUGGGUAUGAACUGGCUGCAGAAGAGGGAGCUGGUUACAACGGCUGGGUCAUUGGACGACAGACAGCUCAGAACUUGGACCUGAACAGAAAUUUCCCAGAUUUGACCUCCGAGGCUUACAGAAGAGCAGGGAUCCGUGGGGCACGCCUCGACCACAUCCCCAUUCCACAAUCUUACUGGUGGGGUAAGGUGGCCCCUGAGACGAAAGCAGUGAUGAAGUGGCUGAGGUCUAUCCCCUUCGUGCUCUCUGCCAGCCUGCACGGGGGAGAGCUGGUGGUGACCUAUCCUUAUGACUACUCGAGGCACCCGCUGGAAGAAAAAAUGUUCUCCCCUACACCUGAUGAGAAGAUGUUUAAAAUGCUGGCUAAAGCAUAUGCAGAUGCACACCCGGUCAUCUCCGACCGAUCGGAGCUUCGUUGUGGUGGAAACUUUGUGAAACGUGGAGGUAUUAUAAAUGGUGCUGAGUGGUACAGCUUCACUGGAGGUAUGGCAGAUUUUAACUACCUUCAUACAAAUUGCUUUGAAAUUACGGUGGAGGUAGGAUGUGAAAAGUUUCCUUUGGAGGAAGAAUUGUUUACAAUCUGGCAUGAAAACAGAGACGCCCUUCUGAAUUACAUGGAAAUGGUUCAUCGGGGGAUAAAAGGAAUUGUGUCUGAUAAAUUUGGCAACCCAAUAAAGAAUGCUCGGAUUUCGGUCAGGGGAAUCCAGCAUGAUGUCACCACAGCUGUGGAUGGAGAUUACUGGCGCCUCCUGCCUCCAGGAACGUACAUCAUCAGUGCCCAAGCUGUGGGCUACAGCCGUGUGAUGAAGAGGGUCACCCUGCCCACCAAGAUGAAGCAGGCCGGCCGCGUGGACUUCGUUCUGCGCCCCGUUGAGGCCUGGCCCAGCAAGCUGCUCCGCCGGCCCAUGGAAGACGCGUACGAUCUAUACGACCCGCUGGAGCUGUUCGACCCCCACGCACAGCCCGAGACACGAGGGGGAUCGGCACAGGCGAGGGAGAAGCCGUGGUGGUGGUCCUACUUCAGCUCCUUAGACCUCCACAAGCCACUGUGGCUGCUCAAGCAACACUAA